AUGAACUGCACUGUUAUGCGUAUGUUCUCUUACUCUCUGGGACAAUGGGCUGAAAUCAGCUGUGCUUCCAAGGCUCAUUUUGUUUGCAAUGCUAAACCCGUAAUCGUUCCUGCUCACGCAGACAGUCAUCUACAUGGGGACCUCUUUGUUCAAGGUCGCUGUGUCAGUGGGUACUACGAGUACCGCAGCGCCUGCUACUCCCUGGUUAACCCGCCAGAGGGAGUUGUAAGAUCAAGUGAGCUGGGUCGUGACGGAAUUACGGCGGCGUGCGAAGCCACAGCAGAGGUGAAGAACUGCACCGGAAACCACGUGGGAGGUCCAUUCUGUCCCACGGUGAUGUCACCUCACGAUCUGGCCGAUGCGGCUUUUCAGCGAUCGCUAAUCAGCAAAUUCGGCUAUCCUUCGACUGCUGCUUGGGUUGGGUUGAAAACCGAUUAUUUCCAUGUCUACCUGGACGCUCCAAAUUUCAUGGAAUCCACAUCGCUCCUCGACUAUUCUCUCAGCCAGGAUCCAACAAACAAUAUCACUUGUGUCGUUUUGGACAUGGACAAAAAUCUUCUCUCAAGCCAACCUUGCAACUCACCACUGCCUGCUCUCUGUGGUUAUUUCUUAGAUGAACACUUUCUUGCCAACAACGAAGUUCAUGACGCUUCCGCACUUUGCCCUUCCGGAUGGAAACAGUUUGAUUCCAACUGCUAUCGUCUUGACGCCGUCGAUGGGGGUUUGAGUUGGAGUCAGUCAGAGCAAGCCUGCGUAGCAGAGGGAGGCCACCUUGCCUCUAUUCACUCCGAUGCCGAAGACGAAUUUAUAAGGUCAUUGUUGCCCAAUGACAAACCUGUGAACCCCUGGAUCGGCCUGAGGGUAUUUAAUGAUGUGGAUGGAGUUGGAGGCACAACGAUGCAUUGGUCUGACGGAAGUUUAGUGGUUUACGCACAGGUGUUUGUUACCAGUCAAUCUAUUAUGGAAAUUGACUGCUUUCAGCUCGGUAGCGUUCUUGGACACCCCAAGUGGACUCGUGCAGGGGGCUGCUCCGUGAAAGCUCCCCUUAUUUGCAAGGCUCCGGUAGACGUUCUGGUUGCCGAGAAGGACAAUCCAAGAAAAGGCCACUGCCAACCAGGAAGUCAGCCCGAAUUCUGUCUCAUUGUGAACCACACCGCCUUGGCGUUUGUCGACGCUGAAGCGGCCUGCCAAGCGUCGGGUCACAGUCUUACCACUAUUCUAAACGACAGUCAACAGGACUUUUUAAUGCGAACUCUUAAGCAGCAAAAUGUCACAGAGCAUUCCAGAUACUGGAUCGGCCUCCAUGGCUUACAUGGAGUCCCUCAGUGGAUGUCCGGUUUCCCUGCCGUUCCGAACGUCUACUGGAAGACUGGGGUAGAGAGCUCUGUGAAGACGUGCAUCUACGUGGACUCGAGCAUCAACAGUUUGCUAAGUUGGGGCACAGAAAGCUGCUCACAACAGUAUCCGUUUGUGUGCUCCAAGGCACCUCCGUCGCCGCCACCGCCGCCUCCUGAAACUCCUGCCCUCGAUCCAGGUCACGUCAGCUGCCACCCCGGUUUCACCCUUGCUGGUAGGAAGUGCUACAGGGUCGAAAGUGACCCACAACGUAACUUCACGUUCGCUGCAGCCGUCGACGAGUGCCGGCGUAGUGGUGGCCACCUUGCUACCGUCUCUUCGCUAAACGAACAGGAUAUACUGUCUGUACUUUUGGCUGAUCACUCACUGCCAGCAUGGAUUGGACUCAAGGCGACAGAUCAAGGUCACCAAUGGGUCACCAAGGAGCCAAUCGCAUACACGAACUGGAUGACAGGAGAGCCUAAAUGGCACGCAAACAGAAACGCGGUGUGUGCAUUUAUGCACAGUCGUGAGGCAGACCUUGGUCGAUGGUCUGAGGCCAGCUGUGAACAAGAAAUGGGCUUCGUUUGUGAGACCGAACCAACGCAGACGCAGUCGGCAUCGGUCGGGCCCCACCUAUUUAGCCAAGGUGACUGCGCUCCCGGUUUCGUGCACCACAAAGGCGCGUGCUACCAGCUCCUCUUGCACGCUGCAUCACCCAGCACCGCCAGGGACGCCGCAGCCCUGUACGAUGAUGUGAGCACAGCCUGUGCCGCCCUGUCGCCACUCCCACUGCCCUGUGACAAAGUCCGUGGCCUGGCUGGCUGCCCUGUCACCAUGACACCGCACUCACAGUCGGAGGUCGCUUUCAUGCGACUGCUGAUUGGUCAAAACCCAUUGAUACGCGAAGCAUGGGUUGGCCUUAAGGUCCAGUCCACUAGUACUUUGGAUAUUGUUCAGUCGGAGGAUCUGGUGGCGUUGGGAAACAUCAGCCUUGACCUCACCGCUGUCUUCGAGCACACCCGCAUCUCCGCCCAAGCAGACAGUGUCUACACUUGUUUCUCCCUCCACAGAGACGCGGUCUUUUUGAGCCCCCGCCUUUGCUCCUCCGCCGUCCCCGCCGCUAUCUGCGGCUACCACCUCGCUAAGUCUAACAAAACUACAAUCUUUCAACACCCCCUAGACACCCGUCCUUUGCAUCCCCAACUCACCAAGUCCGAGGACUACGCUUGCCCCGGAGCCUUGAUUCAGGCCGGUGGGAACUGCUUCUACAGUGCCACAGAAAAAAUGGCCUGGUUCGCCGCGGAGAACUUUUGUGCCAACCUCGCCCAUAGCAGUUCCUUUUCACUUGAAAUGGACAGUCAUUACUCCGGACACCUUCCUUCCGUCCAUGACUCGAAUACACUCGCAUUUCUCGCUCAGAUGCAUGGCACUCAACACUCCUGGCUUGGUCUGCGCACACUUCGUGGUUUCCGAGGUUUCAAUGAAUCCUGGGCGAGCUCUCCACUCCAGUGGUCUGAUGGCAGUCCCGUGGGGUACUUGGCGUUUGCUCAGGGUCGCCCCUCGCUUACCGACGAUGUCGGGCGCCUCGGGGGCUGCGUUGCCCUCGAGCCCGCAACACACCGGUGGAGUGAUGUCUCGUGCGACGAGUCUCUCGCCUUCGCCUGCCAAUUCCCCAUCGAGGCGUUCCCCAAACACCAACCUGCCAGUGGUAACAAAUAUUUGGCAACAGUGGAACAGUGUCCUUCGGAAUUUCCUUUGUUCACGAAAAGUGCCUGCUACGCUGUCAUCGAGAAGCCUCUUUCUGUGAAAGAAGCCCUGACAGAAUGCAAAAAUUUGAAUCCCAAGUCAAGCCUAGCGUCUUUCCACUCAAUAGAAGAAGAGAUGGGUCUGGUGAGUCUGCUUGGUGAGAGGCCACAGCCCGCCUACUGGAUGGGUCUGUCGCAGUCGGACUUGCAGUACGCCUGGGCCGACACCAGCGUGGUGGACCACAUCCCUAAGCACCGAAUGCCCGCCGAGACUUCCCACCUCUGGCACUUCCAGGAUUGCUUCACUUUCAGUCCUUUUGUAAAUACGGAAAAUUCCAAAACAUUUAUCACGUGGAACGAGACAGACUGUAAUGCUAAGCGACCCUACAUAUGCCAAGUCUACAUUGGUGCCCGCGGACCACCGUCUGUGGAACCGGCCCAUCCACCUCCUUUCGGCUUGGCUCCGAUUCGCUGUCCCCGUGGCUACCGACAACACGAGGAUCGUUGCUUCAAGUUCAUCCCCAAGGCCGCAUCUUUUGAUGACGCCGAAAAGGCCUGCAAGGAGGAGGUAAAGGGAGAGCCAGGCUUCGUCGGUUCGCUGGCCAGAAUAUCUAAUUCACGAGAGCAAGACUUCGUGUCGGGCCUGUUCUCAGCAGAGGCUCCAAGCCAGCCGAGCAUGGCGUGGAUCGGGCUGCGCGGAGGACAGUCUCAUUGGACCGAUGGCGGCGAAUUCACAUACUCCCGGGAGGGCAUCGACUUCCCACUCUCUGUCACUCAAGACAAGGAGGACAUGUGCACAGUGAUGCUGUAUUCGUCGAACAUCCACUUCAACGGCCUCUGGUACCGCUCGCCAUGUUCCCUAAACAACCAAGCCUACUUCGUUUGCCAGGCUCGAGCUACCGCUGAAGCACACGACCCCUCUACCCAGUCGGUGGCGUCGGAAGCCCAACCCGCGGCAGUUUGUGCCGAUGGCUAUACCCUUGGCUUCUUCAACAGCACCGCUAUCAGCCUCGGGUCACCUAGUUCCCUACCCCACUGUCUCCAGCUUGUCUCCUCUGCUCCAAUGACGUGGGAGGAGGCGCACAACCUAUGCAAGGCCCAGUCGGCCAGUUUGCCCUCAAUCGACACCCUAGCGGACUUGAGUUUCCUGCGUUCAUGGUUGCAGACACCUCGGUCCCUCGGUGGCGCCGGGUUCACGGCAGAUGCCGCUGUCUGGCUCGAUCUCACCGUACCCGAGUGCCCCAAGUGUUAUUCGCAAUGGAAGUGGCACGCCAACGAGAGCAAUAUGUCCCCAGUUCGCAUUACGGAUUGGUUCAACGCCCCGACUGAUUCCUCCGGUUGCUACAUGUUCGCCGUCUCACCUCCGAGCGUGUCCUCCAAACUGCGCUCCAUCCGGCCUGCUGACUCGUGCACAACCACCCGCCUGCCUGUGGUCUGCCAGACGGACGCCCGAGUGCUUCUGGGCUCUGCCCAGUCAAGUGCUGCCGAGUCGGGCAUCGCGUCGGUUGGAUCGUGUGUCAAGAAUCCCACUCCGGAGCUUUCUUCGCUGCCAAGUUUCCUAACGAAUGUCAGUGUAGGCAAAUCGGGCAAACCCUGCAUACGGUGGGAUCUGGUGCAGCACAACUUAGACCGACCAGACGCACUACUGCCAAAGCACUGGCGAAUCUUCUCCGCUGAAAUCGCCUACGCUAUUCAUCAGAGUCCCUUUUCUGACAACUACUGUGCCCACUUGGCUGUGAAUAGCCGAUCCAGCGAAUCGGGCAACCCCGUCUACCGCUAUGCCUGCUACACGUCAACCGACCCCGAAACUGGACUUGAGGCGAGUUUCAUUAACCCCAUUUUCGCGUUAGCACGAGACUGUGAAAUGGAGAGUUGUCAGCUGGCUGACGGUAGUGGUGGCUUGUCUUCGGGGUGGAUUGUCGCAAUCAUGAUUUUCUCCCUCCUCUUCGCUGCCGCAGCUGUGGUCGGUAUGUUGUACCUGCUGUGUGGUCGACGUCACGACCGAUUCCUCCACCACCACGGUCGUUGGGUUUCACCCCUAAAAGUGACCUUUAGCAGUUCCGUCUUUGGUGGAGCACCUCUUCAGCAUCGUGGAUUCUUUUACCAUAGCGACCGCGGUGAGAACUUCGAGAACCCAUUGAUCCCCUCCGUGAGGAUGUUUGACGCGACGACAUCCAGCUUGAUCACCCCCAACGCACCUUCUCACCCUGCAAUGUCGUCACUCACAUUGAAAAACCAGCUCUACCGGCCUCUUUAUGACGAAGAUCCUCUUCUCUUGGAUGAACCAGACAAUGCGGACGAAUUCACUGGUCCUGUCUGA
This is a messenger RNA of Mesocestoides corti, 5403 nucleotides long. NCBI's taxonomy places the organism in Eukaryota, Metazoa, Platyhelminthes, Cestoda, Cyclophyllidea, Mesocestoididae. The record is from the annotation of a GenBank genome assembly.